Molecule: messenger RNA, 984 nt
Organism: Mesorhabditis spiculigera
Lineage: Eukaryota; Metazoa; Nematoda; Chromadorea; Rhabditida; Rhabditidae
Source: the annotation of a GenBank genome assembly
AUGCGGUUUUUCCUCCCGCCGCCACUCCUCAUCACCAUAUCGUUUAUACAAACCACCUUCUCCGAAUGCACCCUGCAGAUUUCAUCGAAAAAUGGGAAAAGCGGGAAGAUUGCCUCAUCACAAUUGGCCUCCCGCUCCAGCUCGUUACCCUCGAAAUGUGUGAUCGUCUUUGAGGGCAAUCAAAACGAGAAGGUCUCCGUCCGCUUCACCUACUUCAAUCUGUACGCCCCUGAGCACGCGAAUACGACUAAGCGAUGUGCCGAGUAUGACCAUCUUACAGCGGCCGUCCGCGUCGGCGCGCGAUUCUCCAGAAUUGAUACUUGGUGCUCGAAGGACGUGCCCCCACAGUUGAUGAGCAGCUCUAAUAUUCUGCAAAUGGAGUAUAACACGAAGUCCUCCCGCGCGGUACGCGAAUCGGCGAGCCAAGAGGUCGGAUUUCGCCUUGAAUACAACUUCCAUGCCGACUGGAAUAUGGGAGAGAUGGAGGCACAGUACGACUCAAGUCGAGGCUGUCGCUUUGUGUUCAACUCGUCCAGGAAGGAGUCGGGGAAGUUAUGGUCUAUCAACUACCCCGGCCUCUACCCCCGGAAUCUCCUUUGUGAAUACAUCUUCCAUGGACGCGAAGACCAAAUCGUUCACAUCCACUUUGAAUACUUUGAUGUCGAGGGAUUCAACCAAUGCGACGAACAGUCGCAGAGUGAUUUCGUCUUGUUCAGCAACUAUCAGAGUCCCGACCGAAAUAAUCGACGGGUCUGCGGAAGAUUUCUGCCCAGAAUAUCGACAAUGUCGGAGUCGAACUACUAUCGGAUGGUUUUCUCGACGAACGAGAUCUUUGAUGCCACCGGUUUCUAUGCACAUUAUCAGUUCCUCUCCGCGCACCAAAACCCGACAAUCUCGAAGGUGAAAUUCACCCCUUCGGCCGCCUCAUCGACCCAUUGCUCAGUGGCACUUCUCUUGCUCUACGCCUUGAUAUCCGCCAACGCU